Messenger RNA from Penaeus monodon (black tiger shrimp), 3326 nucleotides. RefSeq lists its product as uncharacterized. Gene Ontology annotation, cellular component: membrane. The record is from RefSeq and is a predicted model, not a curated record. Lineage: Eukaryota; Metazoa; Arthropoda; Malacostraca; Decapoda; Penaeidae. Gene Ontology annotation, biological process: sodium ion transmembrane transport. Gene Ontology annotation, molecular function: ligand-gated sodium channel activity.
CUAAAAAAGCUACUCUGGCGAUGGCUGUUAGUUUGUGACUUGUAGGCUGUGACUUGUAGGCUUACCAAACCGAUGAUACGGUAUUUCCUUCCUUAUCGAACUGCAUGAAACAUACGAAGGUGACAAGCAGACCUGCCAUCAGACACGGUGACUCCAAGCUGAAACUUACGCAAGGAAACGAAAAACCCAAGCCAGAAAAAGUACUCCAGAGAAAAAUCACACUGACCAAGCUUACGGAAACCCGCGAGAAGCUGAUGGUUCAAGCUUCAGGACUGACAAAGGGCGCCAGGGAGACGCUUAGAGAGUUCUGUCAGAAGACGACAGCUCACGGCUUCAGCCACGUGGUAGAAAAGGACAUACACAUCAUUAUGAAUUUCUGGGUCAUCGUGACUUUUGUCAGGUAUGUCUCUGCACAAUCUUGGAAGGAGAAUACACAUUAUCAUAUUAACCAAAAUGCUUUCACACUUAUUACAUUUUACUCUGCAGUCACCUCUUCAACAGGAAUCUGCUCUACUGGACAAUUUACAACUGGAGAACCAUUACAAGAGGUCAUAAUCAAAGACAGGACCAAGAACAACAUUAAUUCCUCCUUUAUGUGCUGCCCACCACUGAAUAGCUCCAAUCAUGGCUUUAUAAGCGCCCUUCAUGUACCGCCCUCUGGGACCCGGCCCAAACCUAUCAUUUUCCCAGAGUGGGGAAGACGCAAAUUGUCAGAUCUUAAGAAGGGGUUCAAGUUUAUUCUGCUUUUUAAAAAGCCAAGGAUGCUCAUAACUAACUACACCAAAGCAAACGCAAGAAAAAAAGAAAUAUACCUCUUGAAAAACCUCCGUGCCCCUCAGGUUUUCAGGCUUCACUCUCUAUUACAUAGUCUUGUUAUUGUGAAGCUCACCCAUAACCCAAAGAUUCAGUUGCUCUUUCUGUAUGGCUGUAACAUUACCAUAAAAAAGUUAUAUUCUCUCCACUUAUAUGGUGAAAGUAUACAAAAGGAUCCCACCAACUUUGAGAGAAUUGAAGAUCACAGUCUUGCACACUGGGUAGCAUGGACCACUUCCUACGCUACGUGCCGCAGCGAUCCCCUGACACCAAAGGGUUCCAGAGGAGAGGUGUUGCCCUUUUGGGCCAAAAAGGGGAAAGGUUUCCCGGAAUACUGCAAAAUAGAUUAUGUCACUGCAAAUAUCAGCAGUAACAGCACCAACAAUGCAACCGAGACUGAGGAUUAUGAUGACACUGUUCUGAUUGAGGAGCUGAAAGUCAACUUGUUCCACCAGCAAAAUUACCAUAAUCCAUGGGGCUUUGUAGGAUAUUCCAAUCCUGAUAAUUUACCGGGAAAGAUGAAGAUCCUCCUACACACUGAUUAUGUUAUAGUUGUGACUCUUACAUCCAAAACAUAUAUCUCCCACUCAUAUUUGCAUGUGUUCGGAUACAGGAGUCAAAAUUGCCAGUUACAAAUUGGUAACCCAGACUUAUCAACUUGUCUACAAGAGCAGCUGAAUCUUGGAUUAUGGGUGAGCUUCACAAUCAACAAGACUAUAGUAAUAGAGAGUGAAGACCCUGAAAAACCUGAGGACACGGAGGUUAAUCAAGAGGAGACAGUGAGACCUCUUCCUUGCUGGCAAGCAGACCAGAGAUUAGAAAGACUUCCAGAAGACCAGUGCAGCAAUAUGCUUAACAGUCAGGCUUAUGAGGAUAAGGAAAUAACUCUUAUGCAGUUAUAUCCAGAGGAACUUGAAACUCAGGAACUGCUGGCUGCAGAAGGUUACCUACUAUCUAACCUGGCUCCUAUGAGGGCAGGGUACAUGAAGGGCGCUUAUAAGCUGAUUGACUAUUCAUGUGGGCAGCACAUAAAGAGGAAUUAUAGUAUGCCAGUGUUGAGUCGUGACCCCAAAAGGAUAAUAUUGUUAAAGGAUGAACUUCGGGAAUACCUGGAAAUGCACAAAGUUACGCUCGAGGAACUGAUAACAAUGCUUUCCCCAGAUUGUGAGGAACUGGUGAAAGGAUGCUACUCAUCGUCUCAGAGCCUGACUAGUUCCCUGUGCUGCCAGACGGUGUUGAGGCCUACCAUCACCACAUUAGGCGUCUGCUUCACCACACUCAGCCAAAAUGGCUUGAGACUCAACCAGACUAUCGCUGGACUGGUAGGAGGCUAUAGGAUUCUCUUCGAUGUCGCCCUCCACGAGUACAUGGACUACGAUUACAACGUAGUGUCGACGACGUCCUUGGCAGAGGCAGGGAUCCAUGUCUCGCUCUCCAACUUCGCCAGCUCGCCCGCUGUGGCCGCUAACAUCCAGGCCGUCCGGAUUGCGCCCAACACCGCCGCCUCCGUCGCUCUUGACGUCACUAAUAUCGACCACACUGAGGUGUACCUGGACGACUGGCUGUGGCCCAACCCCAGACCUCGGUGUGUGAGUGAGGAAAAGUUCUGGGCCAUGAGCGAGGAGGAACGAGCCUAUACGGGAAGUAACCAGUACUUUUCUUUGCUCUAUCGAGACUGCCUUAACCAUUUCUUCAACUGCUCGGCCAUCCCGUUCAUGUUCACCAAUGAUACCACUAGUGCGUGCACGCCCGACAUAACGCUCUACCAAAGUAAAAUAAAUGACAAGAUGAUGGACUGUGUUCAGAAUCACUUGAGCCAACUGGAAGAAGGUUUUGGAAAAUUAUGCUUCACUACGACAAUCAACCAGCAACUGAGUUACACUACUCUCAUGAAGAAUGGAGUACAAAACAUCAUUGACAACCGACUGCUUCCUCCUAACAUAACCCUGUCCAUGGUGAAUAUUUACUACACCGAACUGGGCUUUACGGAGUACUACGAACGUAUCCCAACUUUCAUCACAUGGUUCAGUGACCUUGGCGGGCAGAUGGGGUUAUUUAUGGGUGCCUCUUUCAUCACUCUGGUCGAACUUAUAUUCACCGUGUGUUACGUCCUGCGUGUCCUAAUGACUCGAGGCGUGAAGGCUCUCAUGAAUAAACUGCGUGGCAACAACACGUAACAUGCUAGAUUAUUGUGACAUAUCACUUUUGGUCACAACUGUCUAAUUUCUAAUAUACAGUGUCUUUAGUGGUCACUACCUUUAAGAAAGCAUGUACUUUACAUUACGUUAUUUUCUUUUCAUCUAUUCAUUUACUUGUUUCAUGUUAGAACACUGACUGUGGCCUGACAUUUUACAAGUUUAUCCGUUCAACUGGGAUAUUAAUAGAAGCACUGCAUUAUAAACCGCAUAUCAGACAAUGGUAACAGCUUAACUUUCUUCAGUAUCAUUAUUUAAAUAAUUUUAUCUGGAUCUCUCGUAGGAAAUAUGUCCUGAUGAAUAAAUAUUCACCCUGAA